AUGGCUGAGAAAUCCGUUCCCCCUCCCCCGAGCGCUGUCGCGCGACCCGUCAGUGAGGCACUUCUCAACGAGAAGUGGGACCACUGCCUGUCCAACCUCCUCGUCAAGUCCACCCUCGGCCUCGGCUUCGGCGUCGUCUUCUCAGUCCUCCUGUUCAAGCGCAGAGCGUGGCCUGCGUUCAUCGGUGUUGGUUUCGGAGCUGGACGUGCGUACGAGGAGUGCAACUCUAGCCUGAAGCAGGCUGCCAGGGAGAUCAGGAAGCAGGCAUAG
Messenger RNA from Colletotrichum siamense, 270 nucleotides. It is a transcript of the gene mic10, whose product is annotated as MICOS complex subunit mic10. The transcript is spliced from 2 exons. Bases 1 to 270 code for a protein of 89 amino acids. The record is from RefSeq and is a predicted model, not a curated record. Gene Ontology annotation, cellular component: MICOS complex; mitochondrial inner membrane; mitochondrion. Lineage: Eukaryota; Fungi; Ascomycota; Sordariomycetes; Glomerellales; Glomerellaceae.